GUGUCGUUGACGGUGCAUAGGCCUCAGUAUCGCGAUGACGCGUCAUUCAGCGUACUGCUAGCCGUUUGGGGGCAGUUCAUCGACCACGACAUCACAGCCACAGCUCUCAGCAAACGGUCCACGGACGGAGCCCCCAUCUCGUGCUGCUACGCAGUGCUGUCUGGCGGCCAACAGAAGCACCCCGAGUGCUUCCCGGUGCUGCUGGGGCCCGAGGACCCGUUCUUCCAGCAAUACAACACCUCCUGCAUGGAGUUCGUGCGCUCCGCCCCCGCGCCCGCCUGCCGCUUCGGCCCGCGCGAGCAGCUGAACCAGGCGACGAGCUUCCUGGACGGGUCGGUGGUGUACGGGACGAGCGCCGCGGCGGCGGACGCCCUGCGCGAGAAGAGUGGCGGCCGCCUGCGCAUGCGCCUCUCGGCCGACAACCGAGAGCUGCUGCCCGUCUCCAUGGACCCCAACGACGGCUGCAACCGCGCGGAGGAGGCUGCCAAGGGCCGCUACUGCUUCGUCACA
This is a messenger RNA of Gryllus bimaculatus (two-spotted cricket), 510 nucleotides long. Lineage: Eukaryota; Metazoa; Arthropoda; Insecta; Orthoptera; Gryllidae. The record is from the annotation of a GenBank genome assembly.